Danio rerio (zebrafish) is the source of this 7315-nucleotide messenger RNA. Lineage: Eukaryota; Metazoa; Chordata; Actinopteri; Cypriniformes; Danionidae. The record is from RefSeq and is a predicted model, not a curated record.
AACGUCACCAACCAUCCCUCCGAAACUAACAACAUGGAGUCCGGUGUUUAGAGUGCAAAGGCGGUCGGUCUUCACCGGGAGCUCCACCGCGGCGCUGCUUUUCUCGGUGUCCGCGAAUGCAGGCGGCGACGCUCCGGCACGCAUAAAGCGCGACGCACACAUGCUUUACAUGAGCCCGAGCCGUCGAGCCUCUUGAAUGCAUUUAGGACACGAACAGAGCGAUGUGAUUGGACGCAGGAGAUUCCCAAAGACAGGCCGCUUUCCAAAUGGAAUCGCUCUUCAUAAUGUAGGACAGGAGAGGAGAACUGCAGCUGCACACAAACCCUUGCACCGGGGACCAUGGAGCCCGAGGACGAUCUCUCAACUGGGGACCCACAAGAUCUGAUGUCCAGCCAAGCUCUACUGCCUUCAACAUCCACAUCCCUACUAAACUGCUCCUUCCUGGGGGAGUUACUGAAUUGUGACGACAUUGAGAAGGGUGAUGGAAGUGGGGAUCCAGAAGGUCCAAACUGCUUUUUCACCACACUGGAGAAUUGUGACAAAACCCAGAAAAAUCUACGAUCUUCAGCCUUCCCCUCAUCUCUCACAUGGGACUCGGACUCAGAGAAAGAAAUCUUGGAUGAGGAAGAUCUUCAGCACUUUUCUAACCCUCAUGGUCUGGCUGCUCACAGCCCGGGAUGUCCCACCUCUGGACAACAUCAAGAAAGAUUUGAUUCUGAUCUGUGCCAAGAACCUGUGGAAACCGAGCACUUAUUUCUUGAGAAGGUCCCACUUGCACCUCUGGAGGUGGAGAAUCAAGAUGAUGUUACAUGCAAGGAGCCAAGAUCUUCAGACUCCAGCCUACUGAAACAUACAGCAAAACGUAAAAUAAAAACUUUGAUGGAACAAGACAAAGUAAGCAGCCUACCAGGUACUAUGCCAAAAAAGGUUUGCCAAAAGGAAGACAAAGAUAAGCGGAAAGUGCUUAAUCGUAAAGGGCAGGAAGAGGAAGAGAAGAGCACCAAAGAGGCAGAUGUGUACACCUUUCCUGGAGACUCUGAGCCAGAGAGUCCACCACCUGGACCUUGGGCACAUUGCACCUUCAUCCAGCGGAGAAGGAAAAAGAGGGCCAUACUACGGCCUUUCUCUGGCUUGGGCAACUGUCAACAAACUACAGGAACUGGCAAAAGAACACGAGGAAGACCCCCUGGUAAAGGGCGCAACAAAACCACAAAAGAUCGACAGGCAAUGCUCGAAUUUACAGAAGAAAAAACAGAAAAGGUACGGAGAAGGCAGAAGGCAGUAGUAGAACAACCACCUGAUGGAAGCCUUUCCCAAGAUAUUUUUACAUGUGUAGAAUGUAGCAUUUACUUCAAAAAGCGUACCCAUCUUUGGGAACACAUGCAAGAGCAUGGUCAGGUCAAUAGAUCUGGGCAAAAAUGGCAAAGUGGAGAAAAAGAAGCUUGGAGCGGACAUCUUAACAAAAAAGCUUUUGAAUGUAUAGAGUGCGGUCAAGAGUUUUUAGACAAGGUACUGCUGCUAGAUCAUAACCAACGCCAUGAGGAUUCUCGGCAGAAAAUUCUUGAAGAGAUUGGUAAAUUAAGUGAGGGGGACAAGCGUGUGGCAGAGCAAGCCAGCUGCAGUAAUGCAUUGGAGCCAGUCAUCCAAGAGCCAGCAAAGGUCAGUGGUGGCCAGUUGGUUUGUCUUAAGUGCAACUUUAGCACUGAUGUGCCUCAAGAGCUUUCUGAGCAUGCCAAGACUCACACUACCCGCAAAAGAGCUGGUGUCUAUAGGACUUCACCCAGAUUCCAGCAAAGGUCCUGCAAGAAAGCACAGGUCCAGUCCUCUGCAGAUAUUACACCAACAGAUAACACUUCACCUCCAAACAAGAGAUACCCCAUCAGAGCAUCCAAAAAAAAUAAAGAAACUCAACCUAGCGUUGGCUCUUCACAGGACCCUUGUCAAAGUGCUUCCGCAGCCACAGGAAAAGAAGACACAGAUCAGCCUGUUAAAGCAAACUUGCAAGCAAAUACAGACUCUGCAGAGGAGUCAAGAAAAACAGAAGAGCCAACUGUGGAUAUUCCUAUUCAAGAGAAUGUUCUGGAACUUCAACAUCUCAUUUUACCAUCAUCAAAUCCAAGGACUGUUCCAAGGCGUAAGGAUGUGGCAUUUAAGAGCAUUGGGAACAAACGAGGCCGAGGUGGAAGGGGCCGCAGGAGAGGGAGUACAAGGCUGGAUUAUAGGUCCAACCUAAAUACUGGUGUAAAAACACAAGUCCAAAUUUCAAACCAGACUGAAUAUAUGGGCCAUAAAGAAGAUAAUCCCACAACAGAACCAGAGGAUGAUCAAACACAGGUCUCCAAAACAGGCAAGGAGUCACCUGCCACUGUGUUGAAUCUCAAAGCAAGUUCCUCCACACCAAAAAAGAGCAGCAAAAAACUGGUUGCUGAUGACGAGGAACCCAAGCUCAGAAAAGACAAAUCUAACAGUCCUGGGAAGAUUGAAGAAAACACAGCAGUUCCUGAAAAAAUAGUGAUGGAGGAAUAUGACGAUGAUGAAUAUGAAGACGAUGAAGAUGUUGUCAGUCGUCUAAUUGGUGCAUUAACUGAGGAAGAUGACGAUGAUGAUGAUGACAGAGAUGGGUUGUUGAAGAGUGUGGAAAGAAAGUGCCCUUAUUGUCCAGAUCGAUUCCACAAUGGCAUUGGACUAGCCAAUCACAUUAGGGGUCACCUGAACCGAGUGGGCGUGAGCUACAAUGUUAGGCACUUCAUCUCCCCAGAAGAAGUUAAUGCCAUCGAGAAGAAAUUCUCAUAUCAGAAAAAGAAGAAAAAAGUCGCCAACUUUGACCCAUCCACCUUCAGUGUAAUGCGAUGUGAGUUCUGCAGUGCCGGUUUUGACACCAGGGCUGGUCUCUCCAGUCACGCCCGAGCCCAUCUCAGAGACUUUGGCAUCACCAAUUGGGAAGUCACGGUAUCUCCCAUUAAUAUUCUCCGACAGCUUUUUGCCAAGCAUCCAAAUCUUGUUCUACCCACUGCCUCCACUCAUACUCUGCAGUCAAGUCCAGAGCAAAACUCUGACGAAGAGCAAGAGAGCAGAAAAGAUAUGAAGGAUGAGGACGACAUGACAGCAGAACCCGACACCUUUUCCUCCGUCUUUCUGAAACAGUGCUGGAAAGAAGAGCACGAUAUCAGUGAACCAGAGGGUGGGGAGGGGGCUGAGGAUGAUGAGGAGGAAGAUGAUGAUGAUGAAACCCAAAUGCCCCUUACAGAUAAGUUGUCCACAAGUCCAGGACACAAGACUCUGUUUUCUUUAGAUGAAGAGAGCCCUGAAUCCAAAGACACAGACCCCAGAGGCUCCAACCUGUUGAAAUGCAGUGUUUGUGGUGCUACCUUUGAGACACGUCGUGGUUUGUCUACCCAUUCCCGCUCUCACCUGCGGCAGCCGGGCAUGGGCAUGUCUGAGAACAGCAGAGCGCCAAUUGAUCUCCUCUACCAGGCUACCAAGCAUCAUUCCAGAGAUGCGCAAUCACCUACGAAGCGCAAACAGCACGUCCCUGUUGUUCCUGUACCUAGCCCCAUGAAAGACAUUGAAACUGAAGAAGGACUGUCGGACACAAAGCCUCCUGUCAUGUUCUCAGCUAUUAAAGUUUCCCCUUCUCCAACAACUCCAUCUACAGCUGGCUCCCUGCCUUCCUCUCCAUUUGUAAAGUCUCGGUCCCCUUCCCCCGUUCUAAGAAAGGCUCCCAUCUCUUCGCUGUUACCUGUGUCUUCCCCACUGCGAUCCCAGGAGCAUAAGAUCUUAGGAAAGAGCCAGUCUACAAACCCCUCCGGUCCGACCAAACCAUUCUGGGCACCACAGGACACGGACGCCCCAUUGAAUCUUACGAUGGACAUGGACUCUAAAGACAUUAUUUGCCAGUUGUGUGGCGCAUGGUUUGAAACAAGAAAAGGCCUCUCGAGUCAUGCUCGUGCUCAUUUGCGCCAUUUUGGAAUUGAGUACUCAGAAUCCAAGGGCUCCCCCAUUGACCUGCUCAACCGGUUCAUCUUAACUGAUGACUUUAAGCACAGAGCCAAUUCUUUUCUUUCUGAUGGUCCCGAAGACCUGAGGUCCCAGAAGACUAGCAUAACCUCCCUCUUACCCUCCACUUCGUCCUCUAAGAGGCCUCUUCCCUCCAGUCCUGUCCUAUACAAAACAGCAGCCUCCCCUUUGAAGACAACCAUUGGCUCCAAAGCUACCUCAUCCACCCACACCCUACUGGGCCCACCGAAGAAGAAGCUGAAACCCUCUGCUUUACAGGUCCUUCGUUUCAGUGAUGGAGAAAUGAUGUCCUUUCCUAUAGAGCCGUUGAAAGAUGUGAGCUGCGAGUUCUGUGGAGAACUUUUCGAGAAUCGCAAAGGCCUCUCCAGCCAUGCUCGAUCCCACCUGCGUCAGCUUGGGAUCACCGAAUGGUCUGUGAACGGGUCACCUAUUGACACUCUAAAAGAGAUUAUAGUACGCAGAGGCCUACCAACUAUCAUGCCUCUGAAGUCCCCCAAAUCCCCUUCUUCUCCAAGCCCAGGACUGCCUCGUCACAUGCUCCAGUCCUCUUCCCCGUCAGGGAAUAUUAUUGGCCGCUUGCCUUUUCACUUUGCCAAAACACCAAACCAUGACCAGCCUGCUAUUCACAAAAUGUCACCCUCAACAUCCACCACCAGUUCUCCGCCAAUAGUGGACCUGGUUAAACCAAAACCAGAGCCUGAAAUUGUGGAAGUUACCAUGAAAGGAUCAGACAUGGGAGCAGAUGAACACUACAGCCCCGAGCCACUACAUUCCAGUUUAAUCUCUUCAGAUAAUGUUUAUCCAGUCAACUUGGUUAUGACUCAGGAGAAGGAGCCUUCGCGUGAUAUUCGCUGUGAGUUCUGCGGUGAAUUCUUCGAGAACCGCAAGGGUUUAUCAAGCCAUGCGCGCUCACACUUGAGACACAUGGGAAUCACAGAGUGGUCCGUGAACGGCUCACCCAUCGACACGCUGUGGGAGGUCAUGAGGAGACAGGGCAGCACUCCUGCAUCGGUUGCUUUAGGCAUAAAGGAGGAACCAGGACAAGAUGGUAGGAUUUCAUUGAGCAGUCCAGGCUAUCAAACCUCUGCCCUGUCCCGAAAAUCACCUCUAAAUCUGCUCCACUCUGGUUCACGGCUGCAUAAGCACGGGCUGGGAAGCAUAGGCCUCUCCCCUGCUUUACCUGUGGGGAAACUUUUCGGAGUUCUUCCACUAAAGAAGAAGGUGCUAGUAGAGGAGAAACAUCCCGGAGAAAAGACUCUGCUUGUGCAAUCGAAAGACUUCUCGUCUCCCCCACAGGACUAUUCAUUUAAGGGUAAAACCUCAGCUGAGAAACAUGGAGUAGGCCAAAUGGAUCCCAGUUGUGAGCUCUGUGGAUUUUACUUUGAGAACCGGAAAGCAUUGGCCAGUCAUGCUCGAGCACAUUUAAGACAGUUUGGCGUGACCGAGUGGUGUGUGAAUGGUUCGCCUAUUGAGACGCUGAGCGCCUGGAUACGCAGCCGUCCACAGAAAGCAGCAGAGAUGCAGCAGAGUUAUGCGCAAGGAGUCCGCUAUGCCCAAAAGAAGAGGUGCAGUUCUGUCGUCUCACCAUCCUGUGACUCUGAUCCUACAACGCCUGUUUCCCAAAAGCCCACUGUUGCCAAAUGGGCGUCUCUCACUUUGCCUCAAAAGAGGGCAAUUGGACGGGAUGCUAACAGUUGUUCUUGGGGAUUGUCCUCACGGGGAGCGGAUGCAAAAAGCCGGAGUGCAAGUUCCACUCAGCAUGGCCUUAUUCCACAGCCUGCCGGUCAUCAUUCCAACAAUGCACUUCCACAUGCACAAGUGGCCCACAGUGAACUCAACGUGCGUUUGCCCCGAGGAUUCGAGAGACGGCCUCUUAAACACCCGUCACAUGCUGAAGGAGGGGAGGGAGAGAGCGGCCCCCCAAAGCCUCGCUCCAGUACCGUUCCAGCUCUUGUGCCAAAGCCCCCCUCCACCCCUCUGGUUAGACUUGUGGGUAAAAUUUACUCGCUCAAGUGCCGGUUCUGUGACGUGGAAUUUCACGGCCCUCUCUCGGUACAGGAGGACUGGAUCAGACACCUACAGCAGCACAUCCUCAACCUGAACUACAAGAAGACCGAACCACCCGCAAACGACUCUCCUGCCCAAAGCGACACUCCUGCGCCCAAACCCCAAGUCUCAGCUGCUACCUCCACGUCCACUGCAUCCACAAUCCCUGCCGCUGCCCCGUCCACACCGUCCCCCAAAUCCCCCACAGCUACACACGCUUCAGCCUCCACCCUCAGCCAAGCUUCCACAGCACCAUCACCUGCUAAUUAGGAUAGGAUGCCGUCAUCUCCAUCCCUAAUUUGUAAAGAUCAGUCAUCUUUGAAUAUCUGUCAUCAAAGGAAGAUUUUUACUGGGAAUGGUCUCAGAUAGCGACCCACUCACCCUGACCUACAUCGGGAGCAUCUGUUAUGAUUGAGGAGUGAGGUAGGUGUGUUGCCAUGACAGCUCUCCUCUGACUGAUCCUUAUUUAUGAACAGGAAAAGAGUUACUUCUUACAUUUGGGUUUGCUUUGAUAAGGAGUACAUGGUGACUGUAAGUACAGUUCUGUAAGCUACCUGGCCAGCAACAACAGUCGUCGUUAAAAAAAGGAACUCCUAAAACUACAGCCAAACCCUUUACCAGAUGUAUUGUGUAAAUUGUUGACAUAUCUGAGAAUUACAAUCAGAAAGACGAACAUAAAACUUAACCUAAAAUGGUUUCUCUGAAGCACUUAAAGGAAAGUCCCCCCUUAUAAGAAAGCUAAUCUAUUCAUUUUGUUCACAGUUUGUAACUGUGAUAAUUGAGUAUAAGCUUACACUGCCAUGCAGUUAUCAAAAAAAAAGAGACAUUUGAUUUAGAUUGAUUCAUGACAUGCCUUUUCUUUCCUGUCAAUAAUGCGGUUUUGAUGCUUCUCAGUUGAAUCUUGCUGCUUAAAGGGAUAUUUCACUCCAAAACUACUCAUCCUCUAAUUGUUCUAAACCUGAUUGAGAUUCUUUCUUCUGAUGGAACGCAGAGGAAGAUACAGUAUAAACCAUUUCAAUGUUACUGGCUCAUGAACAUUUCCUGCUUGUUGUCAAACUAUUUUGUAACUGUUAAAAGAGGGAAUCCAAUCAUAACUUGAUGUUAAAUCAGUUAUCAUAACGUUAUUUAUCCAGAUUUUAGAUUCUCGGAUGCUAUGGAAAUGAAAACAUGUAAAUACGUUAGGACCAUUGUUACCGUACGUUCACACCGAAAGCGGCGAGAGCGUCAAAGUAGCCGGAAGUCAUUCAUUUUC